This is a messenger RNA of Ziziphus jujuba (common jujube), 1481 nucleotides long. Its product is annotated as carbon catabolite repressor protein 4 homolog 4. The record is from RefSeq and is a predicted model, not a curated record. The transcript has 10 exons. Gene Ontology annotation, molecular function: poly(A)-specific ribonuclease activity. NCBI's taxonomy places the organism in Eukaryota, Viridiplantae, Streptophyta, Magnoliopsida, Rosales, Rhamnaceae. Bases 101 to 1297 code for a protein of 398 amino acids.
CUGGGUCUUGGUUCGUUCCUCAAACCGGCCCAAACUUGAGCACAAUUACACCCACUGGCCACAGAGGAGAAGAGAGGAGAGAGAAGCUCUUCUUAUAGCCAUGCUCACGCUCUUCCCUGCUCUUACCCCCCGACUGCGUACUUUUCCCUUCACGAGAAGCAGAACAGUAUUGAGCAAAAUGAGCACAACAAAGCCAUCACUGAAAUUCCCAAAAUUUGUUUCAGUGGAAGGCAGUGAUAUUUUUUCGCGGAGCAAACCAGGUAUCAAGUUUUCUCUCGUCUCUUAUAACAUUUUGGCUCAGGUGUAUGUGAAGAGCUCUUUAUUUCCACACUCUCCACCUCCUUGUCUAAAGUGGAAAGCUCGCUCACGAGCAGUCUUGGCCAUUCUCAAGAAUCUUGAGGCUGACUUUCUCUGCCUUCAGGAAGUCGAUGAGUAUGAUAGCUUUUAUAAAGGAAAUAUGAUGAGCAACGGUUACUCUAGUAUUUAUAUUCAGAGAAGUGGGCAGAAACGUGAUGGAUGUGGAAUUUUUUUUAAGCAUGACAGUGCAGAGUUGAUCUUACAUGAAAAUAUCGAGUACAAUGAUCUUGUGGAUUCAAUUCAGGAUGAAAACCUAGCAUCUGAUGACACAAAAGAUGACAAGCAAGCUAGUAAAAAUGAAUGUGUUGAACCAAAAAAUGAUUCAGCAUUAGAAAGUACCUCUCAGGAUCGUGGAGAUCCAAAUGAUCCUCGGGUUAGACUAAAACGUGACUGUGUUGGUGUUAUGGCUGCAUUCAAACUUAAGGAUUCUUACAGUCACGUGGUUAUCAUCGCCAACACACACAUUUAUUGUUUUUGUUAUAGGGAUCCAGAGUGGGCUGACGUCAAGCUUGCACAGGCUAAAUAUCUUCUAUCGCGUUUAUCUCAAUUUAAGACUCUAGUAUCAGACAGAUUUGAGUGCAAACCUUCUGUAGUUGUGGCUGGUGAUUUCAAUUCAACCCCAGGGGAUAAGGUUUAUGAGUACGUUGUUUCAGGCAACACUACUUCGGCGCCAAUGCCGGAAAGUUUGGACGACCUUCCUAUUCCCUUGUGCAGUGUCUAUGCCAGUACAAGAGGAGAACCAACAUUUACAAAUUGCACGCCGGACUUCACCGAUACACUUGAUUACAUAUUCUAUUCCCCUUCUGACCACGUAAAGCCAGUCAGUAUCCUUGAGCUUCCAGAGUUGGACUCUCCUGAUGUUUCUGGUGGAUUACCAAACUAUAGCUAUCCAAGUGAUCAUUUACCAAUUGGUGCAGAAUUUGAAAUUUCCAGGACAUAAUAUUUCUGAUUCGGCAACAUUACAGAAGAGUUCAGAAUCAAGGUCUAAAAAAAUAAAUAAAUAAAAGUGUUUCUACAAGUUUCUUCAUUUAUUUAUUUUGAUAUUAAUUCAUGGGGGUUUGGGAUAUUUGUAAUUUGUUAGGUGUAGACAUGUUAGCUUGAUAUAUACAUAAUAUUUUGACUAA